AUGAAACUUCCCCAGCCAGAAAUAGAAAUUUACAAAUCGGAAAAAUCCGGGACAGGUGCGGAUGACAUCUAUAAACCUACGUUGUGGUACUUCGACCUGCUGCAUUUUUUUAGAGACCAGGACUCUGCAAGACCUAAUACGAGUACAAUGAGUGAUGCGGAUCAAGAAACACAAGAAGAUAUAUAG
Molecule: messenger RNA, 186 nt
Organism: Acanthoscelides obtectus
Lineage: Eukaryota; Metazoa; Arthropoda; Insecta; Coleoptera; Chrysomelidae
Source: the annotation of a GenBank genome assembly